This is a messenger RNA of Megalops cyprinoides (Indo-Pacific tarpon), 725 nucleotides long. It is a transcript of the gene fam219b, whose product is annotated as family with sequence similarity 219 member B. The transcript is spliced from 6 exons. The record is from RefSeq and is a predicted model, not a curated record. Bases 162 to 701 code for a protein of 179 amino acids. Lineage: Eukaryota; Metazoa; Chordata; Actinopteri; Elopiformes; Megalopidae.
AGGAAGUACCCGAAUUCAAGACAGCAGAAUGAGGUUAUGGUGGCCGAAAGCGUGCUCUGUUCACCAUAAAUGAGUGUGCAGCGGGUUUAGCUGUCCACGCCAAGGAAUAAGGUAUGACAGUAUCACUACUGCUUUUCUGAAAAACCGGAGCGAUCGGGAAGAUGGAGGAACAGGAAAGCGAUACCCUUCUGACUGAACCCACUGGAUCGCAAGCGAUGGCGAACCCUGCUGUCGGCGCUGCCACUAGGCCCAAGGUGGCGGAGGGCGGUCUGAGGCCGGUGGAGAAGAGGGGGCCUUACAUCAUGUCAAAAGCUCCGGCCAUUCACCAAAAGCUGCAGAAGCACAGAGAGAUGGCCCGCAAAGUGCUGAAGAAGAAAGGCCUGACCACAGGGGGGCCAGUGAUGCAGCAGCCCCGGCACGGUCCUAAGAGAACUGUAAAAUUCAAUAAAGGUUACGCUGCCUUGAGCCAGCACUCUGAGGACACCCUGGUGUCUCUGGACUCUGACAGUGACGUUGAGCUGGAGUAUUCCUCGGGAUACUCCUCGGCCGAGGUGCACCCCGACCUGAGCAGGCAGCUGCUGCAGGACGGCUACCGGCUGGACGAGAUCCCAGACGAUGAGGACCUGGACCUCAUCCCCCCGAAAGCCAUGGGCUCCUCUGUGUGCUGCUGUGGGGACGCCCCCACGUGCUGCGUGCAGUGAGGCAGGGCUGCGGGGGACGGGGGG